Messenger RNA from Penicillium robsamsonii, 438 nucleotides. RefSeq lists its product as uncharacterized. NCBI's taxonomy places the organism in Eukaryota, Fungi, Ascomycota, Eurotiomycetes, Eurotiales, Aspergillaceae. The record is from RefSeq and is a predicted model, not a curated record. The transcript has 2 exons. The coding region runs from base 1 to 438 and encodes 145 amino acids.
AUGUCUCGCUCCAGUAGACGGAAUGUGAACUUUUACAAUGGUUCAACGGGUGCUCAUCUUGGGGGCGUUCGACAGAAUGGAUCUAUCUCAAACGCUAAUUUUUUCCACAUGCUAAUGGAUGUCAUCCUCGUCGUCGAUGAACCGAUUUCUAUCCACUUUGGAGAGACCGGAGAACGGAUGCCAAUGAAUACGGAUCAGCUAACAGAAGGUGACUCGACUACGAUAUCGUUUGUCCUUGAGAUUAAACUGACGGAAGAGGAUUGCGUGCGACGAGUCUACUCCCGUAGCCAAAGCGGCACACGUAUUCCUUAUGGAGCGCAGGGAACUCUGGCGCUAGUGCGAUUUCAACCGUUUUAUUACGCAUCCCGGACGACACUCAGUCAACUCAGCACAGAACGGCCUAUUACUCUCAGCACAGACGCACCAGCUAUUCGAUAG